GUGAUACGGAUUUUCUGGAAACGCCAUGGUUAUCUAGAGGCCAAAAUUAAGUUUUUGUGCUUGGCCGUUUAGCUGUGAUAUUUUUGCCUCCCUACUGUGUAAUUAGUUGAUCCGUCCUCACCAACCGGCUUGAUGACACGAGAGGGUCUCAUCGAACCCGCUCCAUAAUCAUGUAUGGGCGUAGUGACCUAGCGAGUACAGGCCAGAGCGCCCGGACUAUUACCAGUUUGCUACAAGAAUCUACAGAUACAACCAACAAACUUACAACUUGCACUAAAAAGAAUGUUCAACGUAUCAGUAACAGUGUUCAGGAACAAAUUGAACAACUUUUUACUGAUGUAGCUAAAGAUGCUACGUGCAGCUUUCCAGUGGUUUACUUAGGCUCUCUAUCAUUAAAAUCUAAAGUUACAAGCCUUCAAGAACUACAAGGACCUCUUCGGGAACUGUAUCUAAGGGACUCGCCUAUUACGAAACAAAUGGCUGGGUUUCUGGAAAUUUGUACAAAGGGAUUAAGAGUUAAACUAAGCUCAACUCCUAUUGAAAAUGCCAAAAAUUAUGAAACCACUACCCCUUUCCAUAAUAUUGCUGUUUGGUCCGCAGUAAAGUUGGUAAUUUCAAAUAAUGAUGGUAGCGCAGCCUUUUUGCCAUUGAUUACGGAUCCCGAAAAUAUUGAGAAGACUUCACUGUUUCGUCCUCUGUGUGGAACGGAAAAUAAUCAAGUACUAAACAGCGGCCUAGCUCCGAUUUUCGCGGUGGUGAUGCGCUCCGCAGGCUCGCCAAAAGUUCUUAAAUGCCAUGCAUUUAUAUGUAAAACUACUGAAGAUGCAAUCGUAAUUGCUGCUACACUUUAUCAAAGCUUAAUGGUACAUGUGAAUACAAGUUCGCACCGCAGUUGUAAAAGACGUGCGCCCCGAAACCAAAAUGGCGUUAGUUGCGUAAGUACUGCCAGUAGUUCUGUCCGAACUGGCUCAAAAUACUUAUCGAAUUCUCAAGCAUUAGUCAAUGGACGCAAGAGUUCUUUUCGCAGUUCAAGUGAAAGCUUCGGAGCGAAAACCGCCACACCUCCAAGAAUAGGACGCAAGAAGCGUGUUACGAAUGGCGCUCUUGCAUCCAGCAAUAACAUUAUUAAUGAGGCGGAAACUACAACAGAAGAACGCAAGAGAAAAUCUCACAAAAGUAAACGUGCACCAUCAGUUCCAAAAGUCCUACAUGCAGGUGCGUCUAGUUGUAACAAGAGUGUUCCAAGCACUCCUGGGCUCAAAGAAUCCCUCUGCGAUUGCUGCGGAAGCAAAAACAUCAACCAUAAAAAUUUACGGACUGGAAAGGCUGUAGAAAGUGUGUACAAAGUUUUAGAGGUUUUAGAUGCAAGACCUUUACCAAUAACGGACUCAGUGGGUAGUAACUCCAAUACUGGUCCACACUGUGAAACCAAUGGAGAUAUAUUAACACGAGUAGCAAUACCACGAUCCGGUAGCUUCCUAAAUACGGGAGGACUUACGCGGUAUAAAUCAAGAGCUGCGCGUUGUCAUUCGGGAAAAUCAGGCGGUGGUGGUGGGUGAGUACUUUCUGAACUAACAUAGA
Molecule: messenger RNA, 1581 nt
Organism: Rhagoletis pomonella (apple maggot)
Lineage: Eukaryota; Metazoa; Arthropoda; Insecta; Diptera; Tephritidae
Exons: 4
Coding region: 171-1559 (462 amino acids)
Source: RefSeq, a predicted model, not a curated record